Messenger RNA from Neolamprologus brichardi, 1221 nucleotides. The record is from RefSeq and is a predicted model, not a curated record. NCBI's taxonomy places the organism in Eukaryota, Metazoa, Chordata, Actinopteri, Cichliformes, Cichlidae.
UCUGAGCGCAACACCAGGGAUGAAGAGGAGGUGGAGGACGAUGAGGAGGGUUUCAGCGACCCCAGCUCACCUCCCGUCAGGCCGCAGAGUCUGAGGACUAACCCCAACGUGGCCGUGUCCCUCAGCUGUGACGCCACCCCGCUGUCCCCAGAGGAUGAGGAGGAUGGGGGCUUUUAUUUUGAAGGGUACGACGAAGACCUGAGGGGCGUUUUGGAGGCGGGUCGCCGGCAGAGCGCUCCGGACACGCUGCCGGACCUGAACCAGGACAGCUCGGACCCCAAGCAGAUGCCAAAGAGGUUCGGCAUCGCAGAUUUCUUCACCAGGAGCCUGUUUUCUAGGAAACCCAAAGAGCCCAAAGCGACGUCUCACAGCUCAGCAGGGUGGCGACUGUUUGGCAAGACAGCAGCCAGAGAAGGCGAUACGAGCAAAGACCUCGCCUCCACGCCGACCGCGGAGCAGUCUCCUCAGCAGGAGCCGAUGAAGGACUCCAGCGUGCCCUCGUGUCCUCAGCGCCCCCUGCUUACAGGGAGGAGGAAAAACCUGGAGUUUGAACCUCUUUCCACCACGGCUCUCAUCUUGGAGGACCGCCCUUCGUGUUUAUUUACAUUGUGUGUGUGCAGGAAGGGAACGAGGCGGGUCAGAGAGCUGUGGUGGCAGGGCCUCCCCCCCAGCGUCAGAGGAAGAGUUUGGAGCCUCGCUAUCGGCAACGAGCUGAACAUCACACCAGAGCUCUAUGAGAUCUUCCUCUCCAGAGCCAAAGAGAAGUGGAGGAGUUACAGCGAGACCAGCUCGGUGAACGACAGCGAGAGCGAUGGAGGAGCAUCUCUGGCCGACAGAGAGUCCAGCCUGGAUCUCAUCAAACUAGACAUCUCCAGAACCUUCCCCUCGCUCUUCAUCUUCCAGAAGGGCGGUCCGUACCACGACCUCCUCCACAGCGUGCUGGGUGCCUACACGUGUUACAGGCCUGACAUUGGCUAUGUGCAGGGCAUGUCCUUCAUCGCUGCCGUGCUCAUCCUCAACCUGGAGGAGGCCGAGGCCUUCAUCACCUUUGCCAACCUGCUCAAUAAACCCUGUCAGAUGGCCUUCUUCAGAGUCGACCACGAACUGAUGUUGAAGUAUUUUGCAGCCUUUGAGAUUUUCUUCGAGGAGAAUCUUCCUCGUCUCUUCAGCCACUUCCAGACCAACAGCCUGACCCCUGACCUCUAUCUGAUUGACUGGUGA